This is a messenger RNA of Thyridium curvatum, 2145 nucleotides long. RefSeq lists its product as uncharacterized. The transcript has 2 exons. The coding region runs from base 1 to 2145 and encodes 714 amino acids. NCBI's taxonomy places the organism in Eukaryota, Fungi, Ascomycota, Sordariomycetes, Thyridiales, Thyridiaceae. Gene Ontology annotation, cellular component: cytoplasmic dynein complex. The record is from RefSeq and is a predicted model, not a curated record. Gene Ontology annotation, molecular function: dynein heavy chain binding; dynein light chain binding. Gene Ontology annotation, biological process: transport along microtubule.
AUGCAACAACGCCGAGAUGAGAUCCUCGCAAAAAAGGCCAAGCUCGCCGAGCUCAAGCGCCAGAGGGAGCUUCGAGCCACCCAGGCAUCCGCAGGACGCCAGAGUUUAGGCGUCACGGGCGACGACUGCGCAGCUAAUGACGUCCCUUCCAACUUACAGCUUGUGUCACCCACACCGGGCAGGCCAGAUCGCCAGUCCAUCGAGACCCUCAUCAACAGCCUCGUAGGAGAGAGCAGGCCCGGCUCGACCACCACCGGCGGGGCAGCCUCGCCCGCACACAGAGGCAGCCGACCGAACAGCGUUCUAAGCGCGGGCGAGCUCAGCAACGAGACCUCCGAGUUUGCCGUGCUACCGCCGGGCACCCAGCCAGCCCCUCCCGUACAACAACUAAGCCUGACUACCGCUCCCCUCACCGUCACCUACGAAUGCCCUCCGUCUCCCGUCAAGGAGAUAUUCUCCUACAGCAAAGGCGUACAGACAUCAGAAGAUCUACUGCCAGCGACGUCAAGGCCACGGGCCCAGUCCGAGUCGGAGAAUGAGGAGCCUACCGCGACACCCAGCAAGCGUAUGAGCCGCAGGGAGAGGGAUAGAGAGGAGGAGAUCCGAGAGAAGAUCCGCAAGGAGGUCGAGGAUGAGCUCAAGGCCGCACAGGAGCUGGCGGCAGGCGGCGUCCUCAAGAGCGACGCCAGCCUCCUCACCACGAACUUCCCAGCCCGAGCCCUGACCGACGAAGAGCUGCAUGCUGUCACCGCCUCGGAGGAGUUUGUCGACUUCGUCGAGCGCUCGACAAAAGUCAUCGAGAAGGCCCUCGACCAAGAGUACGACAUCCUGACCGACUACACACUCCAGGACCACGACCACGACCCCGACGACGAGCAGGGCAACGUCGGCGGUCGCGGUCGGCGGAAGAUCCGCGAGGUUCGCCAGUUCUACGACGAGCGCUGGUCCCGCAAGCGCAUGAUCACCUCGAUCGACUUCUCGCCCAAGUUCCCUGAUCUCAUGCUCGCCUCGUACACCAAGAACCCCUCGGCGCCGCACGAUCCGGACGGAGUCGUCCAGGUCUGGAACCACAACCUCCACGACCGCGCCGAGUUCGUCUUCCACGCCGGGUCCGACAUCCUGACGGCCAAGUUCUCCCCCUUCCACCCCAACCUCAUCGUCGGCGGCGCCUACAGCGGCCAGGUCCUGCUCUGGGACACGCGCGCCAAGUCGGCGCCCGUGCAGAAGACGCCCCUCACGGGCAACGGCCACACGCACCCGGUCUACUCGGUCGACAUCGUGGGCACGCAAAACGCAAACAACAUCAUCAGCUGCAGCACCGACGGCGAGGUCUGCGGCUGGACCGUCGACAUGCUCGCCCAGCCGCAGGAGACGCUGCACCUGUGGGCCCCGCCGCCGGCCAAGAACGAGAUGAUGUCGCCCAUCUGCAUGGCCUUCCCCGACGCCGACCCGACCUUCUUCCUCGUCGGGUCCGAGGAGGGCAUCAUCUUCCCCUGCCACCGCUACGACCGCGCCGGCGCCAAGGCCGGCGUCGACGCCCGCGUCUCGUACCGCGGCCACGCCGGGCCCGUCAUGUCGGUCGACUUCCACCCGGCGCGGGGCCCCGUCGACCUCGGCGACCUCGUCCUGUCGACCAGCCUCGACUGGUCCGUCAAGCUGUGGAAGGUGCGCGCGCCGGCCACGACGGCCGCCUCCAUCAUGGCCGACAUCGACGCCGCCGCCGGCGUGGCGCCGCUGCUCGACCUCGUGCGCGAGGACGUCGUCUACGGCGCCGCCUGGUCGCCCGUGCGGCCCGGCGUGUUCGGCCUCGUCGACGGCGCCGGCUGGGUCGAGGUCUGGGACCUGACGGUCGAGACGGAGGAGCCCGUCGCGCGCAUCAGCCCGAGCCGGCUCAAGGGCAGCAACGCCGGCGCCGGCGCCGGCGGGCUCAACAAGCUCGCCUGGGAGCGCGGCGAGGGCAAGAGGCUCGCUGUGGGCGGGCUGUCGGGCGUCAUGACGGUGUUUGAGGUCGGCCCGGACCUGGGCGGCAAGGAGACGCUCAAGAACGACGAGUGGACGGCCGUCAAGAAGCUAGUGACGCGGGUCGAGGCGGGUGCGGGCGGCGGCGGUGCGGGCGGUGCCGGAGUGAAUGGCGUGACGAUUUGA